AUGGAUCAGCUCUCGUUGGUGGCAGACCAUUGCGCAGCUUUUGGCCACGCCUUCGCCUUCCAAGACGCCGAAGUCUUGGGCCAAGGGAGCGAUCAAACGGUCAGGGAGACACUCGAAGCCUGGCACACCACAACUACCUCAAUCAACCGAUGCGUAACUCUGCCGGCUGCCUACCAAGCCCUACGGUUGAAGUUCAAUAGGCAGGGCUACCGACGAGUCGUCAGGCCAGAGACGGCAGUAAUCGAACCCGGACCAAGCGGGAACGAGGACGGGCAUAGACAGGCACCGGGAACGGACGAAACCGGGGGACAACCGGCGGCGAACGCAAACCCAGGAGACCGCCUUCUGGGUCCGAACGCAGACAGACGCCAGCACUCGAUGAGAACGCCCGACAGUGACAAAACCCCCCAGCCCGACGUCAACCCUGGCAUGACAACCACCGUCAACACGGCUACGGGCAGGUGUGAACGGGACAGCGAGACGAGAUCCCCCGACAGCGACAGGACCACCCAGGCCGACGUCAACAGUGGCAUGACAACCACCGUCCACGCGGAUACGGGCAGGUGCGAACGGGGCAGGAAGGAGAGAUGCGUCGAGGGCGGACAACGGACAAUACAAACAAGAGCAAUGGCCGCGGUCACCCCGGCGCCGCCCCCCUCCCCACACCCGACAAAGGAUGAGGAGGAACCGAUGCCGCCAUGA
Messenger RNA from Spirometra erinaceieuropaei, 702 nucleotides. The record is from the annotation of a GenBank genome assembly. NCBI's taxonomy places the organism in Eukaryota, Metazoa, Platyhelminthes, Cestoda, Diphyllobothriidea, Diphyllobothriidae.